This is a messenger RNA of Ambispora gerdemannii, 912 nucleotides long. NCBI's taxonomy places the organism in Eukaryota, Fungi, Glomeromycota, Glomeromycetes, Archaeosporales, Ambisporaceae. The record is from the annotation of a GenBank genome assembly.
AUGGCAUCAAAUAAAACAAGUACAAAUGCAAAUAUACCAAUGUCCUUCAUUGAGAUGAAAUCACCUACACUUGGACUCUCAAUAUUGUUUACAAUACUUUUCGGGACAACAGUAAUACUACAUUUUUAUCGAACAUUACUAAAAACAAAGCGACGACAAUUAGCAUGUAUUUAUUUAUUUAGUUUCACAUUAACACGUACACUGGGAUUCAUAUUUCGCUGUGCAUGGGCAAAAAACGAGAAGUCUAAAGGAUUAGCGAUAGUCUCAAAUAUAUUUCUGACUGGUGGUUUCUUUCUCGUCUGUCAAUCACUUUAUAUGCUAUUCCUGGAUUUAAUCACCCCGCUAUCACGAUUUUUGCGCGAAAAAAAGUUAUUCUUAAUAAAGCAUCUAUUUCCAAUAUUCUCGAUAAUUGGCAUAAUUGAUGCGGUGAAAUCAUACGAAAGCGAAUCGGGAAAAGCUUUCAAUAUCGGUCGUGAUUUUGCGAAAGUUUCGGCGAUCGGAUUCACAACAUUGAUCGGAUUUCUAUUGAUAAUGACGACUUUCUACGCGAUAAAAUAUCGUGAGAAAAUAUCGUGUAAUGGACAAACACGUUUGAUCGCUGUCUUGUAUUUCGCGACUUCGUUAUUGUUAUUGGAGAUGGUGUACAAGGUGAUGUCGAAUUUUUCGACCUCGACUGAUAGUGUAAAUCGAGAACAAUGGGUCUUUUACGGGUUUGAAGCGGUGCCAGAGUUGGUGUUGUUGAUUUUUUUGGGAGCUGUUAAUGUUGGACACUUAUUUUAUUCUAGUGAAAAAGAUUCUACUAUCAAUAAUAAUGAGAACGAUAGCACCUAUAUUGAUACGAGUUCUGAUACUCAAAUAGUGACAGAAAUUUCUGAAAACAAGAAUUGGAAAAAUGUUUCAAAACUUGUUUAA